Triticum aestivum (bread wheat) is the source of this 1174-nucleotide messenger RNA. RefSeq names its product phenylcoumaran benzylic ether reductase Pyrc5-like. The transcript has 5 exons. The coding region runs from base 77 to 1021 and encodes 314 amino acids. Lineage: Eukaryota; Viridiplantae; Streptophyta; Magnoliopsida; Poales; Poaceae. The record is from RefSeq and is a predicted model, not a curated record. Gene Ontology annotation, molecular function: oxidoreductase activity.
CUCGUUCAACACCAAUUUCCACUGCCGAUUGUUUAGAAAAAAAUAAAACCACUGGCGACGAGGAGGUCGCUCGACAAUGAGCAGGAUACUGGUGAUUGGCGGGACGGGGAACAUCGGGCAGCACCUUGUGACUGCGAGCCUCAACGCCGGCCACCGGACGGCCGUGCUCGUCCGCCCUGCCACCGUCGCACCCGACUCCGACAAGGCGAAGCUCUUGAACUCCCUCGAGACCCGUGGAGUCAGCGUUGUCUACGGGGACAUGAACGACCACGGGAGCUUGGUGGCGGCGAUCAAGCAGCAUGGGGAGGUUGUAAUCUCCGCCGUCGGACACGGCAGGCCGGAGGAGCUGGACGGCCAGAUCAAGAUCGUCCAAGCGAUAAAGGAGGCUGGAGAUGUGAAGCGUUUUGUGCCAUCUGAAUUCGGGUGUGACGUGGAGCAUCAUGCCGAACGCACCCUGGAGCCGGCAAAGAGCAUGAUAGUGGAAUCCAAGCUUCGAGUUCGGCGAGCCAUCAGAGACGCAGGGAUUCCUCACACCAUCAUCUGCAGCUACUGGGCCAUUGGCUUGCUGUUUUCUACACUCGGCAACUCCGGAGAAAAUGGCCCUCUGUCGACAGGGGUGGACAUCUUUGGUGAUGAAAAAUCACGAGCCAUCUUUGUAGACGAGAAGGAUAUGAGUAUGCUGACCAUAAGAGCCGUGGAGGACCCACGAACGCUUGACAAGAUCCUGCACGUGCGCCCUCCCGCCAACAUGCGCUCCUUCGGCCAGCUCCUCCAUCUCCUGGAGAAGAAAACCGGCAGGACGUUCGAGAGGCACUACGUCACCGAACAGGAGCUCGCCAAGAAAAUCCAAGAGGCUCCGUUCCCUCUCAACUUUCAGCUGGCGAUGGUGCACUCGACGCUGGUGCACGGCGGGGCGGGCGAGCGCGCCGUCGACCCGGCCGUCGACGUGGAGGCGACGCAGCUGUACCCGAACAUACAGUUCGCCACGGUGGAGGAGUGCCUGGAUGGCCUUCUUCUCUGACUCUGACUGAGACUGGAAGAGCCGGUGUGCGAGCUGUGAUGUUACAUCGGCCGUUAUCUUAUCGCCGGCUUGUGUGGUUUCAUUUCAUUCAAGUUACAUUGUCAUGUGAUGUGUCAAAAAGAUCCCUAAAAUCAAGAUCCUCGUUUACGUCCA